This is a messenger RNA of Cylas formicarius (sweet potato weevil), 1503 nucleotides long. RefSeq lists its product as uncharacterized. The record is from RefSeq and is a predicted model, not a curated record. The transcript is spliced from 5 exons. The coding region runs from base 243 to 1055 and encodes 270 amino acids. Lineage: Eukaryota; Metazoa; Arthropoda; Insecta; Coleoptera; Brentidae.
UUACAGACAGAGAGGGAUAAAAGUUUCAAGCGUGGAUCCAAAAACUUUUCCGUCCGUUGCAUAAGCGUUACGAACGCCCUGUAGAAGCCGCGCCGCAGACUAGAUUCCGAAUUAUGCAACGGUACGUAUAGCCACAGACCAGCAAUCCCCAUGGAGUGAAAGUGAUCUCCGAAUGAGUUGACUUAAUGUACCUGCCGGUCUGAUCGGAACACCGACAUGGUCCUCCAUGCCAGUAGGUGAACAUGGAAGGAAACGGGUUGUUCGUCGCCUGUGCGCUGAUUGCUUUCGCGAAUUGGGCUACGGGACGAAUUUUGGACCAACAACCCGAGUUCGUCAAGACGUGCAUGAUUACGAAACCCAAAGAGGAAUUCAUCAAUUGCUCAACCCACUCCGUACAAAUCCUCUUCAACGAAAUCCCCAAAGGAAAUAAGGAUAUAGGACUGCAAGUCCUCGACCCUCUGAAAGUUCCUUUCGUAAAGAUUUUACAAGGCGGCGGUGGUCCGGUGACAGUCAACGCCUCCUUGACCAACGUCACCGUGUUGGGAUUCGGCCACACUGAAAUUACGUUCAAUAGUGUCGACCCCGAGACGUACGAUUUCUACACAAAGCUCCAUCUACCGAGGCUAAGAAUAGACGGAAACUACGAUCUGUUGGGAAGGAUCCUCGUCAUCCCACUGAGAGGCAAAGGAGUGUGUUGGUUCGAUGCCAGCGAUCUGAACAUCGACGUAAAAAGUGACGUCAUAAUGCAAAAACAUCACGGUUUUUAUUUCUACAACGUGACGAAGGUCCAUGUUCAGUUUAGCAUCGGCGGACUGAAAUUGCACCUGGGAAACCUCUUCGAAGGCAGAAAACUAUUAGAGGAAUCUACCAACGCGUAUUUGAACGCCAACUGGCGGCCGGUCGCCGAAUCUCUCAAUCCGAUCCUAUCCAAAACCAUAGAGGACAUCAUGGUCGAGAUAUUGCAAAAGGUUUUCGACAACAUUCCCGCCAAUUUCUUCUUGAGCGACAUCGAAGAAAACAACGCGAAACGGUCGAUCAAAGUAAAAGAAAUUUAAAUGUGAUAUGUAAUUUUGGCAUCCGAGCAAAUUUAAUGAAAGAAAAACAGACGGGCGUUAGAUUUGAUGCUCUCGGUGCUAGAUGUAGUCGGUAGUGAUAUUCGUUAAGCAUUUCGCUCGUAGGUAAAAUGAUAACUCAAGCCACUGGUCGCAGGUUGGACGCCAACAGCUCCCCUCGAACAUAACCUAAAUAUUUGCUUCCAAAAUACUUUUCCCGAAAUAUUUAAAGUUCACGGCUAGCCAAAUCCGUUGGAAUUAUUUUAAAAACGUAUUAACCUACGUUUUAACGUUUUAGGGAAAGCUGCAUUGUCAGUAUUUAUAGAAGUUUUCAUUUUCGUGUUCAUGAUUCAUCGUACCUGUGUAAACACGUAGAAGUUUAGUGUUUUUUUUUAAGUUUGUAGGCUGUAUAGUUAUUUUCGACAAUAUUAAAUAAAAUACUGCGGAAUUG